Messenger RNA from Drosophila subpulchrella, 4398 nucleotides. RefSeq names its product myosin-10-like. Gene Ontology annotation, molecular function: protein binding. The transcript is spliced from 19 exons. Bases 1 to 4398 code for a protein of 1465 amino acids. The record is from RefSeq and is a predicted model, not a curated record. Lineage: Eukaryota; Metazoa; Arthropoda; Insecta; Diptera; Drosophilidae.
AUGACUACGGCUACGAGUUUACCCAGAGUUCCCGAGGGUCUGCGGGACCUAAUGAAGGUGUAUACCAAGGAGGUGUUACGUGAAAAACCGGCUGACUUGUAUGGAUUUUCUGCCAAUUUUUUCAACGUGAUUGUUGGCGAAAAAUCACAGAAAGCGGUGCGAAAAUACGAACCGGUGCAAACUUAUGAAACCAUCAUGAAAAACCGCAUUCGUCAGCAGGUUCCCUUGUCCCUCGUGUUCAAUAUAAUCCCCGAAAAGCUGACUGAUCUAAUAAAGCAAUUCAUAAAGGCAGUUCUAAGGGAAAAGCCUGAGAAUAUUUACAUAUUUGCACAGGAAUACUUUCAAAGAAUGUCCAAUGAAAAAUCGGGACGAAUUGAGUACACCAAGUAUUCGACUUAUGAAAAGUCAUUGAAGGACAAGGAAAACGUAACUCCUGGAUCGAAGGUAACCUGUGAAUGUGGAAGAAUACUGAGUGGAAAAACCAAGGAUGUGGAAAACAGAUAUACGGAUACCAAAUUAGCUGAGGCAGACCAGAGAACAUUUUCAAGCAGAAUAACUUAUUUGCAAUCGGUCGUUAUUAUUCAAAGACGAAUUCGCCAGUUUCUCAAGGAGCGCAAAAUAGGUCGCGAUAAGGAUAACUGCAAUAGCUUGGAAUAUGUGACAGCAAUUCUCUUGAUUCAAAGACAAGUUCGUCGCUUGUUGGCUAAGAAGCGAGUUGAAGAACUUAAAAAUGCACGUGACGUCCGAAAGCCGAAUGCUAAAUUUAACACUGGCGACUAUAUGAAAGCCGUUGUCGUCAUUCAGCGACAUUAUCGCAUAUAUUUGAGAAAGAAGCAGGAGCAAAAUCGAUUGAAAAACGGCCCAGUAUCCUUAGUAACAGCCGCCAUCAUAAUCCAGAGGGCCUUCAGAAGGAUGGUGGCCUUACAAAGGGCCAAAAGGAAUACUUCUUCGGCCACCGAUCAGGCCGAGGAACUCAAUGACAAUGCCUCCGAGACCGGGUCCUACACAUCCGUCUCCACCGCACUGCUUUCCACAGAAUCUACCGAGCUGGGGAUGGCCGCUUACGAGGAAAGAGUCCAUCAAAAAAUAAUCCACGAGGACGAGGAAGUGGAGAACAAUAAUGUUGAUGCCGGCCUUGAGAAGGAGUUUUUGGCAGAGCCCAUUAAGGGCCAAGAAAAAUCAAUACAUCUGCGAAAAAAAAUUCUUAGCGGUGCUUUAAUCGAAACUAUGAUUCGCAAACCUAGCUUGGAAAAUCUUAAGGAUUUCCAUAGUGAAUCAAAAGAUUUCGAAGCGGAUUUGGAAAUUAAAGCCGACAAAAAUGAAAUUAGUCAAGAUCUAGAACCUGAAAUUAAAAAUAUUAAAGAAAGACCAGAUCUAGAAUCGAUACCUCAAGCAGAACUGAAAGCUGAAAAGAAAAGUGAAGAGCUCGAUUCGGAAUCUACAACUAAACAGGACAGCUUGGAUGCUGAAUCGGAAGGCCAAGAUGAGAUUAAAAUAGAAUCCGACACAAAAAAUCUAGAAAUCAAAAAUGAGAGUGAAAUUGUUACAGAAAACUUGAGCAAAGAUGUCAUAGAUCAAGAAACCGGCGAAUUUAUAGAGAGUGAGUUACCUAACAACAUUGAGAAAAAAGAAAGUGAUGACGGAAAAAACAAUGAUAAGAAAAAGGAUACGGAUACUCCUGAUGAUGGGCAUAAUGAGGAAAAUGAAGCACCCGUUAUUGUGUCCAAUGAAAUAAUUCCAUCCCCCAAGGUUUUGAAAUUCGAAAGCCAAGAAACUCCAAUGAAAAAUGAAGUUACUCCCACGGUUUCGAUUGAAAUAAAGCACGUAGACGAUAUUUCAGAAGAUUCCCCUCCAAAUUUUCAAGGUUCUAAUGUUGAUUCAGCUAAGGAUUCAAGUGAAGGCGACUCAAAGGAACAAGAGUCUACAAAUUUAACCAAUGUGGAAAUAGACAGCUUAACAACGGUUUUAGUCAAUCAUAAUCGAGAAACUCGGCAAGAGUCUCCUAUGGAAACAUCAGACGAUACAAUUUUGGAAACAUCUGCUGAUGCUGUAACCGCAAUUGAAGAAAAUAAGUCUACAAUUGAAGAUGAAAUUAAUCCGAAGCCUAGAGAAAAAAGAAGCAUUGAAGACGAUAAGUUGGUUAAUUCAAAUUUGGAAACCACCAACCAGACAAUUAUAAAAGAAGAUAUCAUUCCCAUAGUCAAGUCAGAAAUAAAACCUAUUAAUCAAGAGGAUAUUCAGAUAAGCAAUGACCACGAAUUGAAAGAUAAAAUAAUUUCAAGCAGCGCAGAAAAGAAUAAUGUACAAGAACCAUUGGAAGCAGUUGCUGAGCCAUCAGUUCAAGAAAUCACUGCGGAUUCCCAAAUUGAAGAUACCAUUACUGAGAAUAAGGGAGAUUCUGAAGAAAGCAAAGAUGUUGUGAAAUCUAAUAGUCAACCUGAGGAUGAACCUGAUAUUACAAGUGGUGCAGAUGCAUCUGACUUAUCAAAAAAUGAGAGAAAAGAGGUAUCAGCUGAUGACUUGAAACUAACUGAAACGGACGUUAAACUGCAUCCCGAAACUAAUCGUUUGAAAGAAAAUCUUGAAAGCAGCACAGAUGAACCGAACCAUGCAGUUGAAGAAGUCCCAACUGAGGAUGCAUCAGAAGAAACACAAAAUAUACAGAAACUGUCAGAACAGGAAACCAUACCAAUUGGAUCUGACAGUUUGGAAACUGAAGAAACGGUUCCAUCUGAAGGCAACAUUAAUAAAGAUAAAUCUGGAGAAUCCAAUGAUGAUUUCCAUAAUUUUGAUGUCUUCACCGAAGGAACGGAUCUAAAAGAAAAGGACAAUUUAUCAGGUUCUUCAAGAUCCAAAGAAUGUACUGGUGAGGUUGCUACUAGUGAUAUAAAUGACAGCAUGGGAGAGAGUAUAUUAAUAGCAAGCACCUCACUAGAAGAUCCAUCCGUGGAACACGAACUUGAAAGUCCCAAGAAAGUUGUUUCUGAAGGAUAUGAUUCCCUUAAAAAUAUCAUGGAUGACAUAAGUUCCAGUGCUAGAGAGCUCCAACAAAUUAUAAAAACUAGUAUGGAAGGCUCUAUCAUUGAUAGUAAUGUACCAAAUGAGAGAUCAGAAAGUUCACAAGCUGAAGACCAAGACCAAGACCAAGAAACUUUACUAAUCAACUCUGAUUCAAAGCAAGUUGAAAUUAAUAAAUUAGAGGACGAUCCUGAUGUAUUAAGUAAAAUAAAAUCGGAAGAAUCAAUCACACCAACUGAGGACCAACAAUCCGGUAAAGAAACUUUAACAAUCAACUCCGAAACAAUGAAAGAUGAAAGUCCUAAAUUAGAGAAAGAUCCUGUCCAACUAGUUAAAAUAUUGACUGAAGGAUCAAAAAGUUCACAGGCUGAAGACCAACAAUCCGAUUAUGAAACUUUAACAGUCAACUCAGAGUCUAAGCCUGUUGAAGAUAGUAAUAUAGAAGGAUCGGAAACUUCCCAAAUUGAAACUGAACAAUCGGAUAAGGAAGAUAUACCAACUAAGUCGGAAUCUGUGCAAGCUGAAGACAGCAAAAUAAUAAAGGAUUUAACAGAAUCAAAUAGUAUUCAUUCUGAGGAUUCAGAAGAAUUAAAUACUAAGGACAUAAAACCAAAUUCUGUUGAUGAAAGGACUGAAAGCACAGAAAAAGUAUUGCCAACGUCACCAAAAAACAGCUCAUCUAGUGCAACAGGUGAUAGUCCUAAAAGUGAAGAAGAGGAUCUGGAAUAUACAACAAAGGGUAGUGGUAAAGAAAUCUCCGAAGGAGACGAACUCCUAAAUUCUGUUGAUCAAAGAACUGAAAGCACGGCUUUACCAGGUAAAAAUUCAUCGAGUACUAUUAAAGAUGGUCUGAAAAGUGGAGAUGAUGUUGAAUAUCCAACAACGGGUCAUGGUAAAGAAAUGUCCAUGGCAGACACCGCCAUUGCAGUUAUGGAAUUAUCUCCUGAGAACAAAACCGAAGCUAUAAAUGCCCAAGAAUCGGAGGGCACAGAAGCUGAAAAUAAUUCUGUCAACGAUUCUGCUGUAUCACCUGGUCUUGCAGCUGAUAAAGACAAACAAGAACCUGAUGUGGAGGAAGAUAUAAAGGACGAAGGACCGUCAGCUGUCCUGGGCAAAGGUGAUUCUUUAGAUCAUCUAACCAAAACUAGCGAAACCGAAACAUUACCUUUGGAAAAACAAGAAAGUUCUACAGAAAUGGAAAGCAAAUCUGCCGUAGUUGAGGAUAAAGACACUGCGGAAUCGAAAACCAAAAACGACUCACCUGUUCCCUCAAAUCCCGAAAAAAACUCUUCAUUGCUUGUAUCUAAUCAAUUAAUUGGCACCCAAAAUUUACCUACUAACCAUAUUGAGAUUGAAAAGAAACACCAAGAAGUUAUCUAA